AUGUUCUCAAAACUCGGUUCGGUGCUGGCCAUGACUGGCGUAAAUGGAAACGCUAUUCUAUCCGGCAAAUCAGAGUCUCCAGAGCCGAGGGCCCUCCCCGCAUCAUGGUACCGCCAGGACGAAAUGUAUCAGCUUGAGCGACGCGCCAUCUUCUCCAAGCGAUGGCUUCUCGCCACACACAAAUUACGCUUCACCAAGCCGGGAGACUUUCUCCGCUUCGAGGAGGCAGGCUAUGCUUUUGUGCUGUGCCUGGACAAAGACGGAGAGACCAUCAACGGCUUUCAUAACAUCUGCAGGCACAGAGCGUUUCCAAUCGUCACAGAAGAGGCGGGAAACGCCAAGAUCUUCUCCUGCAAAUAUCACGGUUGGUCGUACGGCAUCAACGGAAAGCUUGCCAAGGCACCGCGCUUCGACACCGUCCCGGCGUUCAACAAAGACAACCACAGCCUCUUUCCUGUCCAUGUGCAUAUCGAUGCCAUUGGCUUCAUCUGGGUCAACUUGGAUGCGUCCCCGGAGCCAGAAGUGAAAUGGACGGACGACUUUGAGGGGGUUGACUCACAGGAGCGGUUCAAACAUUUUGACUUCUUUCAAUAUCAGUUCGAUCACGUCUGGGGCAUGCCAGGCAAUUACAACUGGAAAACCCUUGCAGAUAACUACAACGAAUGUUAUCAUUGCCAAGUUGCGCAUCCAGAUGUUAAAGCCAUAGCAGAUUUGUCCUUUUACUACACCGUGUCCAAGCCGGGUUACAUCCAGCACUUUUCGCGGCCAAAAAAGGGAACUGAAAAAGACGAUAUCAAGAUCAGUAGCACCUACUAUUUCCCCAACGCCUGCAUGACUGUUUCGCCGCAUUUCUUCUACAUGAUGCGAUGCGUACCAACAUCAGUUGGCACAUGUUCAAUGGAGUAUGAAGUUUAUCGCCAUAAAGACGCCACCGACGAAGAAUUCGAAAGAACUAACUCCUUCUUCAAGCGGGUUCUCGGAGAAGACAAGUACUUGUGCGAUGCGGUGCAGAAGAACCUGGAAGCAGGUGUCUUUACCAACGGAGAGCUGCAUCCUGACUUGGAGAGCGCGCCGAUCUUCUUCCAGAAUAUGGUGAGACAGAUUGUGACUGAGCACCAUAGAAAAGAGCAGGAUUCGAAGGGGGAGAUAUGGCCUGCUCGGCGACAUGUAUCGACUUCUGAGGUCACAAAGGGGGAUGAUGAAUUUUGCGAUGGACUAGCUUGCAAGACUGAUAGUGCUGAUAUGGAGUGGUGA
This is a messenger RNA of Fusarium fujikuroi IMI 58289, 1254 nucleotides long. Its product is annotated as related to choline monooxygenase. NCBI's taxonomy places the organism in Eukaryota, Fungi, Ascomycota, Sordariomycetes, Hypocreales, Nectriaceae. The coding region runs from base 1 to 1254 and encodes 417 amino acids. The transcript has 2 exons. Gene Ontology annotation, molecular function: 2 iron, 2 sulfur cluster binding; iron ion binding. The record is from RefSeq and is a predicted model, not a curated record.